AUGACUUGCUUGCUGAAACAUGGGGAUUUCCAUCACCGCCAAUUAUCAUUUUCACAGCGUAUUUACAAUAUGAUCAACAAAAUCUACACACUUUAUGCAUUUUUCCCAAAAAUGUAUAAUUCACAGAACGCCCUCUUUAAGCGCAUGGUGCGCGAGGAUUUUCCGGAUCUAAGACAUCUGGCGCAACAAGCAUCUGUUGCAUUCGUUAACACCUUACCGAAUAUCGGUAUUGCACGACCUAUUUCCAGUAAAAUUGUUUUCAUUGGAGGUAUUGUUAAGAAGCAGGUAACAGUGAUGGAAAAGCGAUUUACGGAUUUGUAUGAAAAUGCGCGUAAGGGUGUUGUGGUUUUUUCGCUUGGAUCACUUGUUGAUACGGUUAAAAUGCCAAAACAAAUGAAAAACGACGUGUCACUGGCAUUCUCUCGUUUUCCGGACUAUGAUUUCGUUGUUAAACUAACAGUAAGUGAUGAAGAACGAGAGAAAUUUGCAUCAUCUUACCCCAAUGUGCACUUCUUCGACUGGAUUGAUCAGGUCAAUAUUCUCCACCAUCCAAAAACGAAGGCAUUCAUAACGCAUGCCGGUUUAAAUAGUCUCACGGAAGCAGCAUUUGCCGGAACACCACUCAUUUGUGUACCGAUGUUUGCUGACCAGCACUACAACACAGCCAUUUCGCUGAGGAAAAAAACCGGGGUUUAUCUGAACAAAAAGCAUAUCGACGCAGAAACUAUGAUAGAAGCACUCCAGGAAGUACUCAGUGAUCCAAGGCCUGUUUGCAGUCCUCAGAAAAAAACUCAUUUUGAGGGACAAACUGUGCAUGGCAAGCACUCAUCGUCACGUACUCAAAACAUUUCUUCGAGAACCGAAAAGCUGUCCAUUAUUUUUCAAUACUCGUUGAUUGAUUACUAGUU
Molecule: messenger RNA, 908 nt
Organism: Gongylonema pulchrum
Lineage: Eukaryota; Metazoa; Nematoda; Chromadorea; Rhabditida; Gongylonematidae
Source: the annotation of a GenBank genome assembly